This is a messenger RNA of Rhodofomes roseus, 675 nucleotides long. RefSeq lists its product as uncharacterized. The transcript is spliced from 2 exons. Bases 1 to 675 code for a protein of 224 amino acids. Lineage: Eukaryota; Fungi; Basidiomycota; Agaricomycetes; Polyporales; Fomitopsidaceae. The record is from RefSeq and is a predicted model, not a curated record.
AUGUUGACAACCUCAGAACUGCACGACAUCGCGAAGAAGGCAGAGCGCAUCUUCGCGCGAUACGGCCUCCCAUGCUGCCUCACGGGCGGUGUAGCUUGCCAGCUGUACGGCACGACACGUCUUCCCAACGAUGUAGAUCUGGUCGUCCUCACGACGACGUACCAGCAGGAGGAGCUGAAGCGCAUGCUCGUGAAGGCCGACCCGCAGUUCUACUUGGUCUCAUCGAAGGACCCCUACGCGACCUACAAAGUCCUUUGGUACCGGUUCGGAACCAUAUACUCGGGCUUCGCGCGGCGGUGCAAGGUGGACCUGCUCGCGCCGGGUAUCAUGAACAUACCUGACGUGCCCAAGAGGUACAUCGAGACAAUCGGCGGCCUGCCCGCGAUGCCGCUCAUGCUGCUGCUGUUCAUGAAGCUGCAGGCGCGGACAGACCAUCGCGACUCGCCGAAGGACUUCAUGCACCCGAAGCAGUGGAGCGACGUGUUCGAUAUCAAUCAGCUGCUCGACAUCGCCUCCUGUCGUGGGGAAACGAUCAGGGAGAAGACGAAGUGGAUGCCUCAGAGCUUCGUUGAUGCGGCUCUGAGCAGAAUCAGAGAGUAUAUUGCCAAUAUACCUGAGUCGAAGUCGAAAUGGAGAGCCAUUGGAUAUGACAGGGUGCAAAGUAUGCCCAGGUGA